AGUAACCAAUGGGGUGAAUUCUUUAGACCCUGCUCUCCAAACAAAGCAGGAAACUCUUAUGGCUUGUGGCAUGUCACCUCCAACGCAGUCAUUACCAAUGUCAUCUGCUGGAAGCUUAGAUGUUAAUAGUCUGAGUUACAGGUUCAGGUACAUUUUGAAAGCUGCAACUUCUCCUACAAGGAGACUUGAAGAAGACUCCCUAACUUAUCUUAAUCAAGGGCAGGCAUAUUUGUUGGAAAUGAUGUGCCUACCAUUAGAGGCUGCCAAAUUUGAAGGCAAACAUUUAAAAAGCACAAUAAAGCUGUGCUUUUAUGAGAGAAAACUUCAAGUCCAAGAAUCUGAAAAAUAUGAGGAGUGGAAAAACAACCGACCAGCUGACAGAAUGUUGGAAAUAGAUGUUCCCAUGUCAAGUGGUGUUUCAAACAUCAGAAGCAAAGGAAACUUGUUUAAUUGUUACGAAUUUGAGUGGGAUCCAAGCAAGGGAGCAGGAGUUUAUGUCAUUGUAAGCAUUGUAUGGUAUUUUUUUAAAGCUGGAAGCCAGUCUGCAAUGUCUGCAUUGCGGCUGUCAGAUCAGUUGAGACCCACAAAUGCAUUUACAGAACUAACAGAACUUCCGCUUAUUAUAGAAGAGGACAACAAUUCUUGCUGGAUGUCUCCAGGGUCAGUGGCUGGUUCAAUGUCUUCUCCAUCCUCAGGGGGCCAAGUCAUGUCAACAACCCUGUCGUCACCCUCAUCAGUAAUGUCUUCACCACCUCCGACCCUGCAGAUGUCGUCAUCUAGUAGUGGGCUGUCCAAUUCACCCUCCACAACAUGUGGAAUGGGACUAACAUCGGAUUCUUCUGUGGAUGAAACAAGAGUUUGGUUGCAAAAUAACAGAUUUCAAAACUACCUGAACAUGUUUGCUAACUACACAGGAGGUGAUCUGCUUAGAUUGACCAAACAAGAUAUGAUUCAAAUCAUGGGGCCUGCUGAUGGUAUACGCUUACAUAAUGCACUUCAAGCAAGGGCUGUGCGUCCACUUUUAACAAUGUACAUUUGCCUGGAAUCAGCCCAGCAGAACUCAGGAAUGAAAGAAUACCAUGCCAUGUUUCUUGAAGCUCUUAGCCUCAGUGAAUUAAGGAAGAAAUUGGCAUUAAAAUGUAACCUUAAUGCUGAGCAGAUUGUCGCUAUAUACACCUUCAGACAAGGGCCAACAGAAAUUUAUGUUUUAGUUGAUGAUGAGAUGGUGAGGAAUUUUGCGGAUGAAGGACAUUUUAUUGUACAACUAGUCAGAGAAGAUGACAAUACAUACCAACUGAUUUUAAAGUAAAACCAGGGAAUUACCAGGCCAAGUCCAUGAAUUCAUAGCAAGAUACAACCAAUGCAGUUUGCUGUUUAUGUAGUGGAUAUGAAUGACUGUUGGCCAAAAUGAAGCAACCUCACCUGAAGGAAUAUUUGGAAAGAGUUGCUUUCCUUAGAAAGGAAUAGUCAACAUUGGUUGAGGUGGAGAGAGACAAUUCAGGAUUUAAACAUAAUUUUGCCCACACUAUAUUUAUGGAGCAACACUGGAGUGAUCAUGGAGCAGUUGAUAGAACUAUUUUUAGAUGUUUUGCAAUAUUGUUUCAGUAUUGGGAGUUUUUCGAUAAACAUUGCUGGUGGAAACCUGGUGGACAUUAUCAUGCUAACUAACAAUAUUGACAAAAUCAUGGAGACAUCAUUUGUUGAGAUGGGAUUCCACAUCUCAAGGCACAUUAAUUCAUAUGUCCAUUGUUCCAGUUGAAUAUUUCUUGGGCAUCAAAUGAUAGGAAAGUAGUUGCAUUUAUGAUGCCUAAUGCACUGAGGAGAAGAGAGAAAAGCAUUGUUACAAAACAUGUACCUAAUAGGGCCAUUCAGUGUGUAGAUAUGACGGCCAGUCACAGGGGCCAUAUACCCAUGUGCCUCAUACUAACCAAGAGGAAGGUCUGUGUUGUACAUUUCAAACCAGAUUUAACCCCUUCAAAUUAUGGCCCAAAUGUGUCACACUUGGGGAAAAUUGAUGAUUACAGUGCAGACAAGAAGAUGAGGACAGCAAGAACUUUCUGACUCUUCUUUGUGUCUGACUGAUUUGGGAAAUGAUCUCUAGUCACACCAAACAGAUUCAAAUGAAAUCAAAAUUGUUUUCAGUUGCUGGAAGGUGUAUGUUAACACACAACUCUAAGGAGAACAAAUAGAUUUUAACUUUUACCUUUUGCAGAAAGUCAGGAGCAAUCGGCAAUAGAUAAGGAGAGAUUUUUACAGCAAAGAUAUGUUUUACCAGUAACUCUAAUCUACUGUGUGGCCUGCAAAGUUAGCCAACCACAGGUGCAUAUUGACUGGAAGAUACAGUGGGAUACCCUGUUGCAAUCUUUGUUUCUGUUUCGUAACAAGUUUAUGUCUCAAAACGUUCUGUUAUCAGAAGUAACUGAUCUACUUAUAUCCAUUUAAUAAUUUUUAAAAAAUGGCAAUAACUUUUGGCUCAUGACAAGAAAAUUUGCUACAAGUUUUUCCACCAGAGGAAAACUUGUACAAUGUGUCUUUUGAUGGCUCAGCAAAAUUUGAGAGUGGAUAAAAAAUUGCCCAUAAUGUUAUGCCACUGUUAGGCCACUAAGAAAAAAAUAUAUUUAAUUACUCAGAACUUAUUGAAAUUGUAAUAUCAUGUAUGAUAUUGAUACUCAAGCUUAAAGCUGGGUAUUUGGUUUUGUUGGUUUUAAGGUAUAAGUUUCAUCACCUGUAAGGUAUUUUAUACAUCAGCAUUCACCCUUCAAGCACUUUGGAUUUUUUUUUAUCUAAUUGCAUGAUGCAAAGAAUCAAAUGAAAGUUAUGCAAUCUUUCCACACAUUGCUUUCUUUUUAGUUAUAACAUGACCAUUCUUCUACACCAUUAAUCAAAACUAGGACAAAAUUCCCAGUCAUGAUUAGUCAUCACCAUUGAAAUUUAUGCUGCAUUCAUACAUGCAAUUAUACAAUCAGAGUCCUGCUUCACACUCCUCUGAUUUGGUUAACCACCAGACUGUAUGAGUACUAAUUAAUAGGAGUGAGAGGAGUUGAAGUGGGUCUGUAAUCAUACAAGUGUUUAACAAAAUCGAUUGACCCCAAAGAGGUAGUCUGGUCUAUUAAUUUACAAGUAUGAUUGCAGACAGAAUUGGACAACACAAAGUUCUGUAACCAUUUAAUCAAACUAUGACAAAUUGUAAGAAACAAACUAGCUACUGAUUAUAUAUAUUCACCAAAAAAACAACAGUGUGCACAUGUGACGCAGACUGUUCAGUUACAUAAGCAUGAUCCAUACAUUGUCCAAUUACAAGCACAAUGCAUACUCUACCCUAAUGGUGCUCAAAUGAGGCCGGUGAGAACCAAUCACAUGUAAGAAUUUUGUUCUAGUUUUGAUUAAGAACCAAAUUGAACUCCUCAUAGCCCAUCACCACUACAAAUAACUUGGCCAAAACAUUUUCUAACUUACGUUGUGUGUAGAUUCACAGGGUAAUAUAAAACAAUCUCAGUGAUGGUGAGGGAUGUAUUUCAGCAGAGAAAACACUUUAUUUCCUCCUGUUACGUGAUAAAUAAUAAAUUAUUAUUUGCUAAAUAUA
Messenger RNA from Pocillopora damicornis (cauliflower coral), 3583 nucleotides. Its product is annotated as transcription factor CP2. Gene Ontology annotation, cellular component: nucleus. NCBI's taxonomy places the organism in Eukaryota, Metazoa, Cnidaria, Anthozoa, Scleractinia, Pocilloporidae. The record is from RefSeq and is a predicted model, not a curated record. Gene Ontology annotation, molecular function: RNA polymerase II cis-regulatory region sequence-specific DNA binding; DNA-binding transcription activator activity, RNA polymerase II-specific. Gene Ontology annotation, biological process: regulation of transcription by RNA polymerase II.